GUUCAUUGCUUGCGCGUGUGGAGACAUUACCUCUUAGGCGCACACUUCAUCAUCAAGACGGACAACGUGGCGACGAGCUAUUUUCAAACUCAAAAGAAGUUGUCACCAAAGCAAGCUAGGUGGCAAGAUUUCUUGGCGGAGUUCGACUACACUUUGGAGUACAAACCGGGGAAGGCCAAUGUUGUAGCCGACGCACUUAGUCGGAAGGCGGAGCUCGCAGCCAUUAGCCAAGCGGAUGGGGACUUGAUCGGGCGCAUCAAGGAGGGACUUGAACACGAUCCCAUGGCUAAAGAGUUGAUGAAGCUGGCCAAGGAGGGAAAGACCCAACGAUUUUGGGAAGAGAACGGCCUUCUCUACACAAAGGGGCGCCGUCUCUAUGUCCCAAAAUGGGGGAGUUUGAGGAGGGAUCUCGUCAAGGAGUGCCAUGACACGAGGUGGGCUGGACACCCCGGCCAAAGACGCACGCUAGCACUUGUCGAGACCGCAUACUUUUGGCCACAGAUGAGGGACACUGUGGAGCUUUAUGUGAAGACUUGUCUUGUGUGCCAACAAGACAAGGUGGAGAAUAGACAACCCGCAGGUCUGUUGGAGCCAUUGCAUAUUCCGGAGCGACCGUGGGACUCUAUUUCUAUGGACUUCAUUAGUGCCCUGCCGAAGUCCGAUGGAUUUGGAUCUAUCAUGGUGGUGAUAGAUCGAUUUUCUAAGUAUGGGACGUUCAUCCCGUGCACGAAGGAUUGCACCGCGGAGGAGGCAGCACGGGGGUUCUUCAAGAACGUGGUGAAGUAUUGGGGGCUACCGAGGAGCAUCGUGAGUGAUCGAGACCCCCGAUUCACGGGACGACUUUGGAGUGAGUUGUUUAAACUACUUGGGACACAACUCAACUUCUCCACAAGCUUUCACCCACAAACCGAUGGGCAAACCGAACGGGUGAAUGCCUUGUUGGAGUGCUACCUGAGGCACUUUGUGAGUGCCAACCAACGGGAUUGGGCAAAGCUCUUGGACAUAGCUCAAUUCUCGUAUAACUUGCAGCGGAGUGAGUCCACGGGGAGGAGUCCAUUCGAGCUUGCAACGGGGCAACAACCUUUGACUCCGCACACUUUGGCAACUUCACUCCACGAUGGACAAUGCCCGGGAGCAGUCAAGAUGGCUAAGUCCUGGGAGGAACAAGCUGACCUAGCCCGCUCAUGCUUGGAGAAAGCACGCAAGAGGAUGAAGAAAUGGGCGGACGAGAAGAGGCGGCCAAGGGAAUACACCGUGGGAGACUUAGUCUUUGUGAAACUGUUACCACAACAGUUCAAGGCAUUAAGGAGCCUACACAAAGGCUUAGUCCGAAGAUACGAAGGGCCGUUCCCGAUUAUUGCUAAGGUAGGGAAAGUCUCAUAUAAGAUUGACCUGCCUAGCACAUUGAAGAUUCAUCCGGUCUUCCACGUGAGUAUGCUAAAGCCAUAUCAUGGGGACGAGGAAGACCCAAGCCGAGGGUUAUCAAGUCGAGCACCCCCUGUAGUCACUAAGUCCUACGACAAAGAGAUUGAAGAGGUGCUCGCCACAAAGGAGGUUCGCAAGAGGGGCGUUCCUCGCCAAAAUCAUUACUUGAUCAAAUGGAAGGGACUACCCGAGUCGGAAGCAACGUGGGAACCUGAGGAGGACUUGUGGCAGUUCCGGGACAAGCUCGAGGCGCACAAGGCGACGAGGGCGUCGCCAAGUUAGGUGGGGGAGAUUGUCACGAGUUUCCCUCAUUCGGCAGAUUACGCCGCGGCAUGGCCAGAUAAUUGCGCCGCGGCAUAACUCGUGACCAAGCCCACAGCUGAAGUCUAGAGAUACCAAGGAGAAAGGGGCAGGAUUCCGGAGGUUCAUAGAAUACUCUAGACUCAUGUAGAUAGGUAUACACUUGUAUAGAAUACUCUAGAAUACCAUAGAUUUGUAUAGAAUAUUCUAGAGAUAAAUUAUAGCCGUUAGAUCAAAUAGAUCUUGACCAUCCAUUGAGGAGGAGGCAAGUAUAAAUACCCCUCAUGGUGGUUCAUUUGUAAUCAUCGAAGUUUCCAAGCAUUCAAUAAAGUGUUAAGCUUUCUUCAAGAGAUCACUUGCCUUUAUCACUUUCCUAGCCAAGCACUUAGCGCACACACCUCACUAAGACAUCGGUGAAGGCUGACUUAGCUAUCGCGAGGGGCGAAAAGGAGCUAAGGCCGCACGUGAGCUUGUUAAGGGAACAAGUCCGUGACAGUAGGCUUGCUUUGAGCACUCUAAUUUCUUCAAAGUAACAGCGCCGGAGGCACGACCCGGCCAAUUAAGGCCAGGAGCAUAUCGCCGGCAAUAGAGACGAGAUGACCGGUGCACACCAUGAGGCGGACCGGCCAACCCAUCUCAAAGUCC
This is a messenger RNA of Cuscuta epithymum, 2370 nucleotides long. The record is from the annotation of a GenBank genome assembly. NCBI's taxonomy places the organism in Eukaryota, Viridiplantae, Streptophyta, Magnoliopsida, Solanales, Convolvulaceae.